AUGAAUCUUCAAUCUGUUUUUGCUGCUUCUGUUUGCUGCUUCAUGAAUCUUCAAUCUGUUUUUGCUGUUUCUGUUUGCUGCUUCAUGAAUCUAUUUUUCAAUCCAGUUUUGUUGUUUCUAUUCUGUCGCAACAGAUUUUUUUGCAUUAAAUUGUUUGCUGAGGUUAUUGAGUGGGUUGGGUCUAAUAACAUUGUGCAUGUGGUUACUAAUAAUGCUGCGAAUUAUCUAUCUACUGGAAAACUCAUUCAUGAAAAGUAUCCAAACAUUUUUUGGUCUCCUUGUGCUGCUCAUUGCAUCAAUCUUAUCUUGAAAGACAUAGCAAGUCUUCCUCACAUAGCUGACCUUGCCUCUCGUGCUUCAAAAGUGACUGUGUUUGUUUACAAUCAUAUGAUUUUCUUGUUAUGGCUUAGAAAAAGAAAAGAGUGGAAAGAAAUUGUUCGACCAGGAGUAACACGUUUUGCUACUGUUUUCAUUACUUUGAAAAGUAUAUAUGAUCAUAAAGAAGACUUGCAAUCAUUGGUGAUUGACAAAUAUUUCACUUCUCAUAAAUUAUCCAAGAGUGUCAAUGGGAAGAUGGUUAGUUCAAUUAUCUUGGAUAGUAAGUUUUGGGAGGAUUGUUUUACUACUGUUAUGCUUGUUGGUCCUCUAAUUAAGUUAUUGAGGCUUGUUGAUGCUGAUGAGAAACCUUCUCUGGGUAUUGUGUAUGCGGGCAUGCAAAGAGCCAAAAUUAAUAUCAAGACAAUGUUUAGAAAUAGGAAAUCUGCAUACACACCUUAUACAAGUAUCUUGAAAAUGUGGUGGGAUAAGCAUUUGAAGCGUUACCUCCAUGCAGCAGCAUACUUUUUGAAUCUAGAUUACUUCUAUAGUGAGGGGUUUGUUGAGAAGGAAAAUAUCUUGAGGUCUUUGCUUGAUUUAUUUGAUAUUGAAACUCUUUGUGAUAACUCGGUUGCCGCAAUGCAAGAGAUACAGUUGUAUCGAGAUCAAAAAGGAAGUUUUGGAAGGAAAAGUGCAUUGAAAGCAAUUAAGAGACUUGAACCUGGUGAAUGGUAG
Messenger RNA from Arachis stenosperma, 1050 nucleotides. RefSeq lists its product as uncharacterized. Lineage: Eukaryota; Viridiplantae; Streptophyta; Magnoliopsida; Fabales; Fabaceae. The transcript is spliced from 3 exons. The record is from RefSeq and is a predicted model, not a curated record. Bases 1 to 1050 code for a protein of 349 amino acids.